AUGAAGCCUGCUUUCGCCAGACUCGCUGCUCCCAGCCAGACCGCUGGUGCCAGCGCUGCUCUGCGCGCUUACUCCACUGAGACCAAGCGCCCCGAGCCCAAGGAGGUUGCCAAGGCUAUCCUCGACAAGUUCCCCGGCAACAACCCCGUCUCCAAGUCUGGCACCGUCCUCCUGACCGCCUCCGUCGCUGCUUGGCUGGUUUCCAAGGAGAUCUACAUCGUCGACCACGAGUUCUUUGAGAUGCUCUGUAUCUUCGGUGCCUACGGCCUCUGGUUCCAGGGUGGCAAGGACGGUGCCUUUGAGUACUUUGCCGACCGCAAGAACACCAUCCGCAAGGUCCUGAACGAGGCCCGUGAGGACCACAAGGCCGUUGUCCAGGAGCGCAUCUCUCACAUCAGCAAGCUUUCCGAUGUCGUUGAGGUCACCAAGGGCCUGUACCAGAUCUCGCGAGAAAUUGCCCAGCUCGAGGCUGAGGCUUAUGAGCUCAAGCAGACCGUCACCUUCAACCACGAGGUCAAGAGCGUCCUUGACUCCUGGGUCCGACACGAGGCCAGCAUCCGCGAGCGCGAGCAGAAGCAGCUUGCUGCCCAUGUUAUCAAGCAGAUCGAGGCCUCUCUUGCCGAUCCCAAAGUCCAAACCAACAUCCUCAACGAGACUGUCCGUGAGAUUGAGCAGCUUCUUACCAAGCGCGCUUAA
Polychytrium aggregatum is the source of this 696-nucleotide messenger RNA. RefSeq lists its product as uncharacterized. The coding region runs from base 1 to 696 and encodes 231 amino acids. Gene Ontology annotation, molecular function: proton transmembrane transporter activity. The transcript is spliced from 7 exons. Lineage: Eukaryota; Fungi; Chytridiomycota; Chytridiomycetes; Polychytriales. The record is from RefSeq and is a predicted model, not a curated record. Gene Ontology annotation, biological process: proton motive force-driven ATP synthesis.